Drosophila novamexicana is the source of this 2359-nucleotide messenger RNA. RefSeq names its product zinc finger protein 93. The transcript has a single exon. Gene Ontology annotation, cellular component: nucleus. The record is from RefSeq and is a predicted model, not a curated record. Lineage: Eukaryota; Metazoa; Arthropoda; Insecta; Diptera; Drosophilidae. Bases 14 to 2257 code for a protein of 747 amino acids. Gene Ontology annotation, molecular function: zinc ion binding.
UUGAUAUUCUGGAAUGAGUACAAACACACUGUACUCUGUUGAUUCAAUAUGCCGCGUUUGCUUAGAAUAUGUCGAGAGCAGUACAGUGUAUGACCUGUUUUUAUUGCCAGAUCUCGCAAAGACAUUUACAGUAUGCACGUCCUUGUUGGUGGAUCCCCAAGACGGCUAUCCCAGAAAUCUCUGUUCCACUUGCUUCGCCAGAUUAAACGACCUCCAUGAUUUUCAGCAGCUCUGCGUCGCCUCAGUGCAGCGCUUUAAGCAAAUGGUAGCCAGCAAACUCAUCGUUGAUGUCAACACAGUUGACAUUUACGAACCGCUGCCAGUGGCCAGCAACGAGUCCGCACUCGUGUCCAAGGAUGAGCAGCCAAGCAAUGAGUUCGAUCCUUUGCUAAGUCAUAAAUUGGAGAUGAUUGACAACGAAGAGGAAGUCUUUAAAAUGCUGGAGAACGUUGACAAGGAAACCGAGACCGUUAAACAAAUUUCAAGCGACUGCUCAUCGGAGUCUAGCCUUAGCGAUGAUGAUGUUCCUUUGGCUCAGCGCCUGCUAGACCAAAACAGCGAAACGGAUAGCGAAGCAACGUGUGAGAGGCUGGCCAACUCAAAGGCAAAACGAAAGCGCAUUCCCGCAGCUGAACGCCAUCUUCACCGCAUUAUCACCUGCCAUGUCUGCCAGCAGAAAUUUAAGAAGCAAGUCAACUACGAUGAGCACGUAAAGCACCAUAACGAACUGUUGCCCUUUCAGUGCCAGGUGGAGAACUGCAAGAAGGGCUUUACGACAGCGGCAGCACUGCGACUGCAUGUGGACUAUGCGCACACGAAAAGCGCCGCUGAAAUUCCCUGCACUGUCGAGGACUGUAAGCUGCUGUUUCCACGCAUGCGACUACUAACAAUUCAUUUAAAAAAGGUGCACAACAUGUCGCGCGCAAGUGUGCCACGGGCGGAGCAGCCGUGCACCGAGUGCGGUAUGCCAUUUCGCUGCCCAGUCGCCCUUAAGAAGCACAUGUACAAACACACCGGGCAGCAGCUGCCCUAUCCGUGCAAUAUAUGCGGCAAGGGCUUUCACAUAAACAGCGCGCUUAAAAAUCAUCUGCUGCGGCACGCAGGCAUCAAGAACUAUGUGUGCCCAUAUUGUGGUGUGGGCAAAACCACGCGACAAGAGUGGAGCAAACACAUUCUCACGCACACGCAGGAGAAAAUGUUCAAGUGCCAGAUCUGUGAUCAUGCUACACACACGAAGCGGGCGCUGGAUAAUCAUGUGAAGAUUGUGCACGAGAAAGUUCGAAAUUAUGCGUGUCAAUACUGCGGCAAGACAUUUGGGAAGUCGCAUGCAUGCAAAAUCCAUGAGAUGACGCACACCGGCGAGAAGCGUUGCGAGUGCAAGGUCUGCGGCAAGAAGUUCUUGUACACAGAGAGCUUAACCAAGCAUCUAAAGAUACACGAGAAGAGUGUAGAUCGUGCCAUUCAGACCUACCGCCAGCGCCAAGUGGAACUCAGUAGCUCAAACCCAACUGUUGAACAGGCUAUCAGUGAAGCAUCCGAUUCUCUGGCGAAAAAUGAUGCCAAUGCAGCGGACCAGCUAUUGAAAGUGUGCGCCGAGUCAGUGGCUACAAUACCACGGGAUCCGCGUCGUGUCGAACGUGUGGACAUUGCGCAAUUGGCAGGCACCGUUGUGAAUCCCAUUCCCGCCGUCUUAAUGCCCUCCAAUGCAGCAACGCAAGUAAAGCUUGUGCAGAAGGAGGGCAUGCAUUUCUGCCCGGGCUGCAAUCAAGCCUUUAACAAUUUGGGCAACAUGAAGCGACAUUACAAAAGCGUCCAUGAAAAGGUCAAGGACUUUGAGUGUCGCUUCUGUGCUCGUCGCUUUGCCAACUCACAAUCUCUUAAGCAACACGAAUGGAUACACACGGGCGAGAAGCCGUAUGCCUGCAAGACCUGCGGCACCCACUUUCGUCAGGAGGCGGCUUUGAUUCGCCAUCAAAAGGUGCACGAAGAGAAACCAGCGAAGCCGGCAAACCGUCCAAAACAAAUAACAGAAAAGUUUCGGGAAAAGGAACUGCAAAAAUGUGAGAAGAGGCGUAAAGUUGAAGCAUUGCGUCAAAAGAUCGCUGAAGUAGCUAAAGAGGAGCUCCGGGAGCUGGCCAAGCAGCGUAUGCUGGAAAAGCAGCAAAAUACCUACGCGCAGUACCAGGAGGCAGCAGCGGCGGCUGCUGAGAAGACACAGGCACCAGAUGAAACCGAGAGCAAAGAGUUCUCUUACUGAGAGAGCACAUUGGGUGCUAUAUGCUUCCAAGUACGAUAAUAUAUGGGAGAUGUUAUUGCUGGUUAAUAUUUAACUGUGAGAUAGUUGUCCAUUAGAUAUGAU